Metarhizium robertsii ARSEF 23 is the source of this 501-nucleotide messenger RNA. RefSeq lists its product as uncharacterized. NCBI's taxonomy places the organism in Eukaryota, Fungi, Ascomycota, Sordariomycetes, Hypocreales, Clavicipitaceae. Bases 1 to 501 code for a protein of 166 amino acids. The record is from RefSeq and is a predicted model, not a curated record. The transcript has a single exon.
AUGAAAGCCGUGACGAGAUCGCCAACGUUGAUUCAAGACCCAGAGAGCGAUGUCCUACGACAGCGCCAGUACCGCGCACACUGUCGGUCCAAAAGCGACCAAAGCAAAACACUGCCGCGCCCACGAGCAGCCUCAUCUUCUUCCAGAUCAUCCAGUCCGAAGACACCCGAGGAGAUUGCGGAGGACACUUGCCUGUAUAUCAACACACAACUAGAAAAGAGAAUUCUCACGCCCCCCAGGAAGAAGGCCACGGGCAACAACUACAUGCUGGAAGCCGAGGUUGACGGCAAAUCCCUCAUCAAAAUCGGCCUCACCAAGAAGGCAACCUACGACCGCCUCAACGAUAUCCAGAGCACUCGCAAGCCAACACAACUCAGCGUCAAAGAGCCCGGGCUCCGAAAAAUGGCCCACGUCAAAACGGCCGAACAGCUGAUCCUGAAGGAACUAGGGCAUUUCCAGCACGAGUUCACCUGCAAGGCAUGUCAGGUUGAGCACGGCUAG